This is a messenger RNA of Helobdella robusta, 768 nucleotides long. RefSeq lists its product as hypothetical. The annotation marks the transcript as partial. Lineage: Eukaryota; Metazoa; Annelida; Clitellata; Rhynchobdellida; Glossiphoniidae. The record is from RefSeq and is a predicted model, not a curated record. Gene Ontology annotation, biological process: regulation of angiogenesis. The transcript has 8 exons. Gene Ontology annotation, cellular component: cytoplasm.
GCAGAAAAAAGCAAACAACACGGCAAUACAAAUUUUUACGUAAACAAAAGUGGAUUCCCCAUGGACGUCGAAACAUGGGAGUUGAUGUGGAGUUUCGCCUGCUACGUACAUCCUCUGGGAGUGCAGUUGCGAGAAGAUAUCCAGGGUCGAGAAUGUCCUGAAGUACCUAUUCCUAAACCGCCCAUCAAUCUGCCUAGCAGCAUGGCAGUCACCACAAAACUUGAAAUGGUUCAAAAGUACUUGGAAUCUCUUCAAUACAACUAUACGGGCAUGCAGUUCUUUUGUAUUAAAAAAGACAAACCAUUAUGCUAUCUGAUGGAGUACGCCAAGGAUAUGAUCAGAGCAUCCCUACCUGUCAAAUGUUUGGAAGCUGUUGUUCUUGCUAUGUACUGCACCAGUCAAUAUGCCAACCUGGACAGGUUUCCAGUUAGUUUCAAGAGUCAGUUUGAGAAUCGUGUGUAUCGACACGUGGUACUCGGCAUUCAUCACAUGAACAUGUAUGGAGCACUUGGACUCAGCAGGAAGCCCGAUCUCAUGUACAAACCACUUGUUUAUCAAAAUUUAUCGGACCUCCUUCUUGAUUUUGUAUCUUCGUACAACAAAUGUGGACACAGACUGAUGAAAAUUAAGAUAGGCAACUCCGUUCCUCACAACCUUUUGACCUGUCAGUCUAUACAGUGGGGAAUAAUUUCGCUGAACUGCGAGAAGAUGGAUGCGGAAAAGCUGAAGAAGCAACUCGAGAAAUCUUCGCGCAUUAUUAAGAAACGA